Molecule: messenger RNA, 2955 nt
Organism: Brenthis ino (lesser marbled fritillary)
Lineage: Eukaryota; Metazoa; Arthropoda; Insecta; Lepidoptera; Nymphalidae
Source: the annotation of a GenBank genome assembly
AUGUCAUCAGAGGCUGAAGAAGAUAUUAGGAAAAUUAGCAAAAUUACGAAAGACAUGGUUAAUAUGAGAUGCGACUUAGGCGAUGUUAGUAUGUUGCUGCCAAAAAUAUGGAAAGAUAACAUCGAUCAUAAUUGCAUGGAUAUCAAAGGAACUUUUCCAUUACUUCAACCUGGCUGGACUCCCCUCCACGUGGCCGCGUCGCGUGCACGAAGACACUGCACCAGAUUACUUUUAGCUGCAGGAGCUGAUCCCAAUAUUUGUGAUCUCCUCGGCAGAACUCCUCUUGACGUCGCCGGAACAGCGUAUUACCAUGAUAAAGAAGUAAACAAUAAAGAGUUCACAGAUGUUGUAAAAAUGUUACUGCGAGCUGGUAGCCAAUUCAACAGCAUGAAGUCUGCUGGUCUCAACGUGGAUACUCCGUUACAUGCUGCUACAGAACUAGAAAAUAUUGACUGUAUUAACGCCUUACUAGAUGCUGGAGUGUCAGUGUCAAUUUUGAAUUCUGCCGGCGAAACACCUUUACAUGUUUGUGUGAAAAAAAAACUGGAACCAGCUCUACAGAUAUUAGCAAACUACGCCUACAAAGACGCAGACCCUAUGAGAGCGAUGGUAGAUGUAAAAGAUAAAGACGGACAUACAGUAUUGCAAGCUGCCGUAGAAGCCGCGUGGGUUCCCGGCGUAUGCAUCGCACUGGAGUCAGGAGCUGACGUUACUGUAACGGCGAACGACGGUGACACUCCUCUCCAUUCAGCAGCAACUCUUGGCAAUCUAGAUGUAUUAAACGAAAUAUUAAGUUUAGCAAAACAAAGAAACUUUAUUGACUACCAAAAUGACGAAGGAGAAACGCCUUUGUUUAAAGCCAUCAUUCAUGGGCACUUAUCUUGUGUAGAAACACUACUAAAUGAAGGCGCAUCAAUAAAUAUGACCAUGCUUGGUGAAGUUAACGUAUUACACGUAGCAGCUGAAUAUGGUCACAUAGAUAUUUUAAAACUAUUACUGGAAUAUAAAGAUGGCAUGGCUAAAGAUAUGAUUAAUAAUCUCACAUCUCCUGACAGACGAGGCUUUGGUCCUAUACAUUUCUCCGUAUUAGAAAAUAAUAUAGAAUGCGUAAAGUUUUUAAUAUCCAAAAACGCUGAUAUAAGAUUGCGUACAACUUCUAGUCCCCACAAAUGUUCGACACCACUACACUUGGCUGCGUCGAAAAAUUAUGAAGAAAUUGCCAAAGUUAUUUUAAGCAGUGACAGAACAACGAUACACGAAGUUAAUAGUAUCGGCUGGUAUCCUUUACAUACUGCAAGCCAUAAUGGAAGCAGGGAAAUUAUAACUUUACUUUUACAAGAAGGAGCUGACCUGUCGUGUUAUACGGAUGGACCUAAGAAAUAUAGACAGACAGCCAUAGAUAUGAUUAUUCACAAUUUAUCCAGACCAACUGACUAUUUGGAAGAAGUGUUCGAUUCAUACAUCUGUUCGAAUUCGCAAAAUUUCCAAGAUUCAAAAUGCGAAGUGACUGUAGAUUAUAGAAUAUUAAUGCCGAGUAUAUGCGAAAUGGAGCAAAUGAAAGUAAUACAAGCUCUAUUAAAGACUGGUAAUAGACAUAGUCAAAGGAGACUAUUGGUACAUCCUUUGGUGGAAAGCUUUUUAUAUCUGAAAUGGAAAGCAUUACUUCCAUUUUUUUACACAAUCAUCGCUGUUUAUGCUCUUUUUGUCAGCUCCUUAACGAUCUUCACAAUAGGUGUAUUCUUUUAUAAAGACUCUAACUUAGAUGUUCCGGUAGCUUUAAACCCUAAUAUAUGGGAAUAUAUGAUUUAUUCCACGAUAAUUUUAAUAAUUGUAGAAGAAAUAUUUUACAUGAACAUUAAAAGUUCCCGAUAUUUUUGGCAAUUGGAAACCUGGAUCAAGUUUUCCUCUUUGAUACUUGCAGCAAGUCUGCCCGUAAUUGUCGCGCUAGUAUCCACAACCGAUUGGCCUAGACAUGUUGCUACAUGCGCGUUACUUUUAUCCUGGAUAGAACUAAUGUUCCUAUUAUCCAGAUUUCCCAACUGGGGAUACUAUGUACUUAUGUUUGGCAAAGUCGCAGCUAACGUCGUAAAGAUUCUCCUCACCUUCGCAUUUUUAGUUAUUGGAUUUUCUCUAAGUUUUAUGAUACAAUUUCAUUCAGAGAUCCCAUUCGAUGGUCCCUGGGCUGCCUUUGUCAAAACUAUGGUCAUGAUGACAUCAGAAUUUGAUUACGAGGCUUUAUUUGAUGAGGAUCAUACCGAUAAGCUAGCAACAUCGCUUAUUGUAGUGCGCCUAAUUUUUGUUAUUUUCCUCAUUUUGGCCGCAAUUGUUUUAAUGAAUUUAAUGGUUGGUGUAGCUGUUAAUGAUAUAAAUGAUUUAGAAGUCUUGGGAAAUAUUCGACGACUGGUAAAACAGGUGGAAUUCUUAGGAACUUUAGAUAACUUAGUUUACAAUAAGUUAUUUAAUAUAGUUUUACCGAACAGUAUAAGUCAUCGCAUUCGAUAUAAAAGGAAGGUUAUGUCUACUAUUACCUUUUGUCCUGGUCAACCAAGAUGGCGAAUACACAACUCAAUCCCAUCACGAAUAAGAAAUGCGAUUUUAGAUAAAGCUCAACAGCAAAAGAAGCAAAUGGAAAUGGAAUCCAAUUGGGAAUCAUUUAGAACAAAAGUCUUUGAAAUGCACGAAGUAUUAACUAAAAAAGAAGGUAAGCCGAUAAAUGCACCUGAAACAGUAAAGGCCGAUGUUCAAGAACUGCCCAAAGUUAAAUAUGAUGAAAUUAUUAAACGUCUUAACAGUUUGGAUGAUGGCGUCACAGAAGUGAAGGACCAAGUAGAAGAGUAUGUAGAAAAUGCGAAGUGUCCAAUAGAAAAGUUAAAUGUUAAAAUGGACCAGAUUUCUUUAGAAAUUGAAAGUAUUAAAGAAUUUUUAAGUCGAUUAGAAAGCAAACUAGGCAGCCUU